Messenger RNA from Alternaria viburni, 828 nucleotides. RefSeq lists its product as uncharacterized. The record is from RefSeq and is a predicted model, not a curated record. Bases 1 to 828 code for a protein of 275 amino acids. NCBI's taxonomy places the organism in Eukaryota, Fungi, Ascomycota, Dothideomycetes, Pleosporales, Pleosporaceae. The transcript is spliced from 2 exons.
AUGGAUUUCAAGAAGUCAAUCCAGGAAGAGAGCAGCAUCAUAGCUGUAGCUAUCGCUAUCACUGCGCUAUCCCUGGACAACCUGAGCCGAACACAUUGGACCGCUCGCGCUUUCUUCAUACUGAGCUUGCUCACUUCGAUCAUAGCGGUUUACUAUGCAACAAAACAGUACCGUAUUCUCGGGCACUGUUCACGUGCCGAGCACGUGAAGGCGUGGAUCCAGAACCUGGACAAGGACUCACCUACGAGCAUUUAUGAGAAGCUCCCUUCUGUGGCAUCCGUCCUCACCGUAUCAGCACCGAACAUGCUGCUGUCUUUCUCACUCAAUUCCUUCCUGGCCGGAUUGGGUAUCUACCUUGGAUUCACAUGGAUACGAAGCUUGGACGAAACAGCUGGUGUCAACGGGAGUCGCGCUGUGUUCAUCACUUACAUCGUCGGACUGUGUAUCAGUUACGGAAUAUAUGCGUUAUCAAGCAUGGUUGUAUCGAACCAGACCUAUGUAAGUGACGAAGAAUUACUUCGCGCAGUGAACGGCUUGCCUCCAGGCGACAGAGACGGUUCAAAUCACGAAGAAACGGGAGGAGGAUUCGGCGACUUGCCCACCCCGGCUUCUGCGAACAGGAGUGACAACAUUAGCCUCGAUUUGCACACUCCGCAAAUGCCUCCAGAGACGGAGCCACGCCACUACACUUCCUCCAACGACGUGUCAACCCGUCGCGAGCUAUUAGAGGUUUUCCAAGAAGCUGCAAGGCUGCGCGCAGCGUCAGGGAAAGUUGACGAGCGCUUGGCUGGACUUCUGGAGAAGAUUGUAGAGGAUGAUAUGGUUUAG